Messenger RNA from Helianthus annuus (common sunflower), 1581 nucleotides. RefSeq lists its product as uncharacterized. The transcript is spliced from 4 exons. Bases 1 to 1581 code for a protein of 526 amino acids. NCBI's taxonomy places the organism in Eukaryota, Viridiplantae, Streptophyta, Magnoliopsida, Asterales, Asteraceae. Gene Ontology annotation, molecular function: zinc ion binding; nucleic acid binding. The record is from RefSeq and is a predicted model, not a curated record.
AUGGCAUUCAUAUUUCACAAACCCGUGGUUCAAGAAAUGACGGUUGAAGAUACACUUUCGGUUUUCUGUACUUCUGAGUGUAGACAAAGAGUUGAAGUUUAUAGAAUACACAACGCUGAGCUAAUUCAAGAUUAUCAGGAUAUCAAAAAUAAAAACUUUUCUUUAUCAAAAAACGAAAAACUUUAUAAAGAAAAGAUUGAAGCUCAGCGAAAAGACAUCAUCAAACUAAAGGAUGAUGUGAGUGUAAAAACAACCCAUUUCCUAGAAGCUCAAGAAAAGGUAUGCAUUUUAACUAAGGAACUGGAAGAUAUUAGAAACAGAUAUCAAAUUAAUGAACUUAAUAUCAAAAAGUUUGAUUCUUCCAGUAAACUAGUUAAAAACCUAUGUGAUCAACAACUCGCAUACAAAGAAAAGAAAGGGCGUGGUUUGGGUUACAAUCAGACUCCUCCUCCGUAUAAUGAUAAUUACACUUAUCUACCAAUGACUGAGGAGGAGAUGAUGAACGAGAGUAAAAUGACUUAUGGUUCGAAAAACAACAAGUCGUCUGUUCAUGACAGACAUGUUGAGAAACAAAAGUCUACUCCAUUGAAUUUUGUUCCCAAAGGCACAAUUGAUCCUAAUGUUUCAUCUUCAUGUGCAGAUGAUAGCUCUGAAUGUGGUGAUGAUUGUUUUUCGGCUAAUGUGUGUGAUCCUAACGUUUCUAAUGUUUCAGUUCAUGAAAGUGUUACAGAUUUUUCAAAAGAAGAAGCGGUCACAUUAACUGAAAAGUCACAAGAAAAUGUUUCUAAAAGAGAAAUUAAAACAGAAACUGAAUCGUCUUUUCAAAAUGAUCCUGUUAAAAUUAUAAAAGACGAAACACAUCAUCCGUCUGAAUCUCAUGAUUGUGCUAGUUCUGAUCAACAGGUACAGAAGAACUCAGAAAAGGAACAUGGAACACAGGCAACGCAAGCUCGGUCAUCUAGACCCACGAAAUCAGCUACUGCUGCUAGCUGUCAGAAUAUCCACACAUUGAAACGACAGACAUGUUUCAACUGUGGAAUUCCUGGACACAUUGCUAGAAAUUGUGUUCAUCGUCCAAAAGUGCAACGAAAUGCCAACACUCACUCGUGUGCUGAUGUUUGUGAGCCGGUUCACAACAAGCGGAAUGAGUCAAAACAAGCAGAUCAAAGUCAGGGGUAUGCGAAGUCUGCUUAUCAAGGACAAUCACGAUCUCAUAAGGCUCGUGACAAGGUGAUUGAAAGCUCCAAUAAGGGAGAAAAGACGAAAAAUGGUGCUCAGAGCAACAAGACUUCUGCAAACAACAAAUACAAGCACCCCAAUUCUUCUUCGUCUAAGAGAAAUGUGCAGGCACAUCCAGCGCAAAAAGGACCGGUUUGUCCUUCAGGACCUGCCAGAGCGAAUCAAGCUGCUCAGAACGUCUUUCCGAUGAAAAGACAAACUUGCUACAACUGUGGCAUUGCGGGUCAUAUUACUCGAAACUGCACACGGCGUCCCUACGUACCUUAUUAUAUGCAAAAUCAGAGGGUUACACCAAAGGAUAACAAUCAUUCCAAGCCAAUGAAGCUACUUGUUUCAAAUUGA